Molecule: messenger RNA, 2112 nt
Organism: Podarcis muralis (Common wall lizard)
Lineage: Eukaryota; Metazoa; Chordata; Lepidosauria; Squamata; Lacertidae
Gene: ANXA9
Product: annexin A9
Cellular component (GO): plasma membrane; vesicle membrane; cytoplasm
Molecular function (GO): calcium-dependent phospholipid binding; phosphatidylserine binding; calcium ion binding
Source: RefSeq, a predicted model, not a curated record
CCCUCACCUGUCAGGUUUGGGCUCACAUCUCAGAAGGACGUCACUUUUUAUUCCUGAUGCUCCAGUUCCUGGUUGCAGCCCCGCAAGGGAUAGAAAGGAAUUAUGAUACUUGGCAGCUUGCCUUGCGAAAGGCACAGACUUCUUGGCUUGAGAGCUACAGACCGGACUGGUUUUUCCUUCAUCCACUUAUCGCGGGCUGGUCGGCUGAGGCCCUCCCUCAGGGUGGUGGGUGGAGGUGACUUGUCACUGCCACCCGCUCACGUAGGACAAGGCACUAGCUGCUGUCCGGGAGAGAGACACAAAAAACAGCCAGUUCAGAUUUGGCAGCUGCGGGCGCAGGAUGUCGCUGGUGAACGGAGUCGAGAGACGAUCCUUGGUCAAAGAAAUCCUCAGGCACCUGCCCCUUGCGGAUAAGACAGCUGUUUGGGGCACUCUGGGGACGAUCAGACCCCACCUGAACUUUGAGGUGGAAAAAGAUGUCCACGCUCUCCUUGAUGCCGUCAGCGGGAAAGGUGUCGAAUAUGUAACCGUCAUUGACCUACUGACCAACAGGAGCAAUGAACAGAGGCAGCAAAUUGCUGAAGAGUUCCUGAAUUUCACAAAACAGGACCUUCUGAAAACUCUGGAAGCAGCUUUUUCCGGGCACCUAGAGGGCGUGAUCACGGGUCUGCUGAAGCCGGCAGCUCAGUUUGAUGCUCAUGAAAUCAACCUGGCCCUGAAGGGCCUAGAGGCAGAUACACUUCUUGAAAUCCUCUCCACCCGAACCAGCCAGCAACUCCGGGAGAUCCUGGGUUGCUACAAGCAUGAUUUCAGUUUGGACCUUGAGAAGGACAUCGCUUCCAGAACCAGCGGUUUCCUUCAGAGUCUCCUGGAUGCCUUGAUCAAGGGCAACCGUGAAAGGUACUCUGGGGUCAUUGACUAUGUCUUGAUACGGCAAGAUACGCAGGCCCUCGCGGGUCCCGGAGGCGGCGACCCGGGCAGGUUGGAUGAGAGCGAGUGGAUCAGGAUCCUAACCGAGCGGAGCCCCCAACAUCUAAACAGAGUGUUCAUCUGGUACCACAAGAAGACUGGGCUCCAGGUGGAGGAAGCCAUGAAGAAGUACUUAGAGGGGAAGGCCCUCGAGGCUGGCUUGACCCUGGUCUCUAUCCUCAGAAACACCCCUCUCUAUUUUGCCACAAAGCUCUACCAAGCGGUUAAGGGUCCAGAAACCAGCCCAAGAACUCUGGCCCGCAUCCUGAUUUCCCGUAGCGAAACUGACCUGCUCAGCAUCCGAUCCGAGUUCAGGAAGCAUUAUGGGAUUUCUCUCUACUCCUUCCUCCAGGCUGAAAUGAAUGGCAACUACCAGACCGCCUUGCUUGGUCUGUGCAGAGCAGAAGAUCUGUAAGUUAUGCCCUCUGCUGACGAGCCUCUGUGUGCAACAGCAGUCUACCUCUGAAUACCAGGCAAAUGCUUACAUCAGCCAACCACCUCUUCCUCCCGAAGGCCCUGGAGUCCCGCCAAAAGUCACCCUCAGAGGAUCUCGAUUCUCCAUUUGCGCUAAUUUCUUCUUGUUUCUCGGUUGGUUCUGGAAAUAUUUUUUUGGGGGGGGAGGCUGGGAAUGAUUUAAGGAGAAAGAGCGAGAUGCCGUACGUAUUUCUUGCUGAGCCAAUGCCAACUGUGUUGCGAACAUCCAGCCAUUUCUGUGCUGGGGGGCAAAAUGGAAUUAAUUGCUCACGAGUCGUGAUGGUGAGAUGCUACCGCCAACAUCAGAGACCGUUUUUCCACUGGAAACUGCUGGCUGCCUUUUCCUCUGGGCGAUAUGAACCAAUCAGGGAUCCUGUGCUGAAUUUACAUUUACAGAAGCUGGAAUCUGGAACACCUGUGGCCCUCCAGAUGUGGUUGGACUCUUAUCACCUGUAGUCAGUGUUGGUGGAACUUGUAGUCCCUCAAUAUCUGGGGAGGGGGCACAGGUCCCCCUCAUAUCCAUCCCAGCAGCAAAGGACAACCUAUCAGCCUUUCUCAGGAACUACAACAUCCCCUUACCUGGAACUGUGUAGUUUAACAUAUACCGUAUUUUUCGCUCUAUAAGACGCACCAGACCAUAAGACGCACCUAGUUUUUGGAGGAGGAAAA